GACAGACAGUGCCAAACAAAUAUCUGCAUUUCUUUAAUCUCCGCCGUCCAUCUUGGACCAUUCUUACUUUUCUCUUUGAUUUCAUCAUUCUUUUAUCUUUUGCAAAAUUUAAUGUAGACAGACAGACAAACUAACACGUACACGUAUAAAUUAGCUAGUUUCUCGAGUAUUCUUUCAUGUCUUUGACAAGCAUCUUCAGGGAGAGAGAGUCUUAUUUCUCUCUCUGCCGUAUUCAAUAAUAGUCCCCCCCCCCCCCCCCCCCCCUUUCUCUACUCGUAGUUUCUUCUAGUUUAACUUAUAUAUAUAUAUGUAGUGCUUAGGGAAUUGGGAUAGGGGUGUGGAAAUUUUGUAGACAAGAAAGAUUUGUUUUUGAUAUAGUUUUCAUCAUUCCUUUGUGUGGGAAUUGGAACUGGAUCUGAAAAGGGUUGUCCUUUGAGCGAAUAUGGCUUCCGGAAACGGAGAGAAGAAUGAUUUUUAUGCUGUUUUAGGGCUUCAAAAGGAAUGCACUGAUGAAGAGCUAAGGAAUGCGUAUAAGAAGUUGGCUCUGAGAUGGCACCCGGAUCGGUGCUCGGCCUUGGGGAAUUUGAAAAGGGUGGAAGAAGCGAAGAAGAAAUUUCAGGACAUUCAAGAGGCUUAUUCUGUACUGUCGGAUGCAAACAAAAGAUUUAUGUACGAUGUAGGUGUUUAUGAGGGUGAUGAAGAUGAUGCAAAUGGGAUGGGUGAUUUUCUUAACGAAAUGGCAGAUAUGAUGUGUCAACACAAGUCCAAUGGAGGUGGGAAUGAGAGUUUUAAGGAAUUGCAAGAUAUGUUUGAUGAGAUGUUCCAAAAUGAAACAAGUUCAAACUGUAAUGAACAUGGUGGGUGGUGGCCUUCUUCUUCUUCUUCUUGCUCGUCUAGUAGCAAGAGUAGUUUUACUGAUCAUGCCACUUCUGAAACACCACCAACAACAACAAACUCAACUAAGACAAAGCUUGGGAAAUCAACUAGCUUUGAUGCUCAUUUCGAUACAUUCAGCUUUGGGGUGCAACAUCAAGGAAUCCAAAGGUGGAAGGUGGGAGCAGGCGGAGGAAAAAGGUCUCAAGGACGGGCCGGGAGUAGAAAACAUGUGUGGCCUCUCCGACAAUAUUGGAGAUCUUCUUCAUCUUCUUCUUCUUCUUCUUCGGCAGAUUAUUCAUUUGUUAUUAGGCAGCUUGUAUGAGAGAAAAGAGAAGACAUGUUUCUUUCCUUUGUCUCAAAAAAAAAAAUAUAUGUCAAGAUGCCAACUUGCAGACUAUGUUUGUUUGUUUAUUUAGAACUAAAUCAGCAGAUGCAUUAUCUUGAUUUUAUUAUAAAAAAAAAAUAAAGAUGUCUUUAUUGACCAUUGUUUAA
Messenger RNA from Impatiens glandulifera, 1368 nucleotides. RefSeq names its product dnaJ homolog subfamily B member 6. The record is from RefSeq and is a predicted model, not a curated record. Lineage: Eukaryota; Viridiplantae; Streptophyta; Magnoliopsida; Ericales; Balsaminaceae. The transcript has 6 exons. The coding region runs from base 443 to 1198 and encodes 251 amino acids.